AUGUUCAAGAAAGUUGUGAAAAAUUCCAAGACACCAUUUACAAAUUAUCUGAGUUACCUUGACAAGGAACCACCCAACGAGCGUCUAGCAAUCGGAACAACUACCGAGCUUCCUCCAACACCCCGUUCUUUCAGUGAAAACCAUGAAUUUGUCAAGAUCCUCAAUGAGGUUGUGUCUGAAUAUGGCCACGAAGAUGAAGACCUCAUCAACCAAGCUCGAGCAUUUGCUAGCCCUGGAGGGUUUAACCUGGGGUCGGGAGGAGUCUUCUUCCCUCAGAAACGACCUGAUAGAGGCCGAUCUCGGAAGCAGGGAGCUGGAGGUGGUGCUGGAGGGGAUGGGGCAGGCGGUGCAAGCGCGCAGGGAGGAGCGGGUGGUGGUGGACGAGGAGGAUAUGUUCAUCUCAGCGACAGAAGAAACCCACCAGACUUUGGACGGAUAGCAUGGCCUGAGGAUAUCCUGGGCAGUGUUGAAGUAGAUGAUGCAGGAACAAUCAUUGGCAAGGUACAGCCGAGUGGGACAUAUCGCAUUCUGACCAACGAGGGAAUCCUGGGACUCAGCCCAUUUCUACAAAAAAAGCUGGUUGAACGGUUGAAGCAAGAAGAAGCCAAACAAAAGACCCCGCCGCUCGAUCUCUUUUCGAACCGACCCGCUCGUCUCGCCUUGGCCUUCGGUCAAGGCAUCAUACGUAUCGCCAUGGCUCCCCGAGGCUUCGAGGAUGAGGAGCUCACCAUUUCUCUAUCCUCAUCUCACGUUCGUCGUCCGCAACAACCGCAGUCCCAAUCACAGUCGCAUCAACAGGACGAUUCCCACGAUGCUCCUCAGGCUACUUCCCGCCCCGCCGAUGCGCCGCUCAAGGAAAAGAUCAAGACGGAACAGCGCAUCGGCGCUUACAAGGUCCUUCGAACUCUGGGCGAGGGCUCUUUUGGCAAGGUCAAGCUUGCUAUUCACAACGGCACCGGCCAGCAAGUAGCUCUUAAGAUUAUUGCCCGGAAGAAGCUGAUCAGCCGUGAUAUGGCUGGUCGCGUUGAGCGUGAAAUCGAAUACCUCCAACUGCUGCGACAUCCUCACAUUAUUAAGCUCUUCACGGUUAUCAAAACGCCCAAUGAAAUCAUUAUGGUUCUCGAAUACGCGGGCGGCGAACUAUUCGAUUAUAUUGUUCAGCAUGGUCGAAUGAAGGAGCCCGAGGCUCGUCGUUUCUUCCAGCAGAUGUUAUGUGCUGUCGAAUAUUGUCAUCGCCACAAGAUUGUUCAUCGUGACCUGAAACCCGAAAACUUGCUGCUUGACGAGAACCUCAACGUCAAGAUCGCCGAUUUCGGCCUGAGCAAUAUUAUGACGGAUGGCAAUUUCCUCAAGACAAGCUGUGGCAGUCCAAACUACGCCGCCCCUGAAGUCAUCGGCGGCAAGCUGUAUGCUGGCCCCGAAGUUGACGUCUGGAGUUGCGGUGUUAUUCUUUAUGUUCUUUUGGUCGGUCGACUUCCUUUUGAUGACGAACACAUUCCCAGUCUGUUUGCCAAGAUCGCAAAGGGUACAUACAGUAUACCCCAGUGGAUGCCCAACGGGGCUGCCAAUCUGAUCAAAAAGAUGCUGGUGGUUAAUCCUGUACAUCGUGCUACAAUUGAGGAUAUCCGGGCUGAUCCUUGGUUCACAACCGACCUUCCCGUCUACCUUCAACUUCCCGUCGAAGAGUUCUUUAACACUGGCGUGGACCCUAACAAAGCGAUAAAAAAGAAUGACAUUGCCCCCAACGCCUCAGAAAAGGUUCAAGAAAGACUGCACAACGAGGUCACAGAGAAGAUCAGCAAGACUAUGGGAUAUGGCAAGAGCGAUGUCGAGGAGGCGCUGCAGGCUGCCGAGCCGUCUGCCAUCAAGGAUGCCUACAUGAUUGUGAGAGAAAACAAAAUGAUGCAAGUGAACCAUAACCCCGAAGCCCUGUUAGCAGAGCCAGAGGGAUCAAGUCCCAUGCUUAGCAUGUCUUCAGCACGUUCAACGACCUCGCAGGCCACCACCACCCCUCGCCCCUAUGUGAGCAAGGUUGGUAUUCUGCCUUCCAGUUUACCCGCCUAUCACAAGGACUACAUGGAACGCGAGAAAGCCGGUAGUGUCGAAAACUCGCCCCCCAAAGUACUUAUCAACGAUGAGCCCCUGCUUAACAGAACAGAUGCCGAGAAAGAAGAGACAGCGCGUCGCCUUCGACCUCAUUCAAGGAGUCAGCUGCGGAUGGACGAAGCCAACACCAGGCCCCAAGGCAUGACACCUAUUAACCCUCCGAAGAAGUCUAAGCCUGUACGUUGGCAGUUCGGUAUCCGAUCCCGUAACUCUCCCUGGGAAGCACUCCUUUGUAUCCACAAGGCACUAUACAAGUUGGGGGCAACAUAUAUUCCUGAUGAAGAUUAUGAGGCCAGGACGGCAGAAGAGAGGGCCGAAGCUUCGGGCGAAGGCAGUUUCGCGGAUUCUCAAGACAAUUACCGGGGUUCCACUUUAAGUAUCGAUCCUAAGAAGCGCUACAAUCUUCCCGCCGACCCUUGGCACAUUAAUGUGCGUUGGGAUACUUCUGCUAUCAAAAAGAAGGCUGGCAGUGCGCCUAGUGCACCUAGUACGCCCAGCUCGCCUAGCACACCGGACGGUCAUCAUACUACUUCUAAGGAACCUUUCGUUGCACUGCAUCUGGAUAUACAAAUCUACGAAAUGGAGCACGGCGUUUAUCUCGUCGACUUUAAGUGCUCGGGAUAUGAGACAGCCCACGGCCGGUUGCUUGAGGAGAAGGACGUUACGAGCCCCUUCCCUUUCCUGGACAUGGCUGCUAAGUUGAUCAUGCAGCUUGCAGAGGCCGAUUAA
Molecule: messenger RNA, 2835 nt
Organism: Fusarium coffeatum
Lineage: Eukaryota; Fungi; Ascomycota; Sordariomycetes; Hypocreales; Nectriaceae
Exons: 6
Coding region: 1-2835 (944 amino acids)
Biological process (GO): protein phosphorylation; intracellular signal transduction
Cellular component (GO): cytoplasm
Molecular function (GO): protein serine/threonine kinase activity; ATP binding
Source: RefSeq, a predicted model, not a curated record